Messenger RNA from Exophiala bonariae, 1533 nucleotides. RefSeq lists its product as uncharacterized. The record is from RefSeq and is a predicted model, not a curated record. The coding region runs from base 1 to 1533 and encodes 510 amino acids. Gene Ontology annotation, biological process: transmembrane transport. Gene Ontology annotation, molecular function: transmembrane transporter activity. The transcript is spliced from 3 exons. NCBI's taxonomy places the organism in Eukaryota, Fungi, Ascomycota, Eurotiomycetes, Chaetothyriales, Herpotrichiellaceae. Gene Ontology annotation, cellular component: membrane.
AUGCCUAGUGAUAAAGAAGUACAGCAUGUGGAAACACCCAGGAUGGACCGUGUACCGUCUGACUCACCAAAGUCAACGCCUAUUGACACAAUUCAUGGCGAUGAGGCCCUCAAGAUCAUGGCUGCCAGCCACGAUGGCAACGACACCUGGGAUGCUCAUGAAGAAAAGAAACUUGUGAGGAAGAUUGACCUCCGACUUAUGCCUAUCUUAUGCGUCACCUACGGCAUCCAGUACGCCGACAAAGCAAUGUUGGCACAAGCGGCACUAUUUGGUCUGAGAGAAGAUCUUCACCUCAAUAAUGGCAAUCGGUUCGUCUUUUCGUCGGCGAUAUUCUAUCUCGGAUUUAUUGUUGGAGCGUAUCCAGCAAUUAUGAUGGCGCAGCGGUGGCCAAUUGAGCGGGUCGCCGCAUCCAUCACAUUCAUCUGGGGAAUCAUCGUCAUGGGUAGCGCUGCAUGCAAGUCGUACCAGGCCUUCUAUGCACAAAGAUUCUUUUUGGGUCUUAUUGAGGCAGGUGUUGGCCCCAUGUUCAUGCUGGUUGUUGGCGGUUGGUACAAAAAGGACGAACAAGCCUUUAGGAUGGGCGCUUGGUUCUCCUGUACAGGAUACGUAUCCAUCAUCUCGCCUUUGAUCAAUUAUGGUCUCGGUCAUAUCACAGGCGGAUCUCUUAACCCCUGGCAGUAUAUGUACGUCUUUGCUGGCGCGAUGACGACUCUGUGGUCAGUGGUGAUCUUGUUUGUCAUGCCACCAGAUCCAAUUCGUGCCAAAGGCCUCAGCGACCGUGAACGUUACAUCGCAGUUGCGCGCAUGAGAUCCAACAAUGCCGGGGUUCGCAACAAGCAUUUGAAGAAAUCUCAUAUUAUCGACGCGUUGACCGAUAUAAGAUUCGGUCUCGCAUUUUGCAUCGUCUUCUUGAUGUUCUUUGCGAACGGGCCGAACUCGACAAUGUCCGCCAUCAUCGUCAAUAGCUAUGGGUUUUCGACUCUGAACUCACUUCUUCUUGUCACUCCCGCCGGCUUAGUUUCUGGAACUAUCGAAUUGGGAGUCUGUUACCUAGCAUACCGCUUCAAGAAUAUCCGAGUGUAUCUUUUUGUCAUCUGUGUCUGCUUGACCAUGACUUCAUGUCUGCUUCUAUGGCAACUUCCCCGAUCUGCGACUGCGGGUUUACUGGUAGCAAUCACAUUUCUGCCUUCAUUUGGCGGGGCAUACGCCAUCAUGCUCGGUUUGCAAAUUGCAAAUACGGCCGGGUAUACCAAGCGAUCUGUCACUUCCUCGGGGUUAUUCAUGGCCUGGUGCUUUGGGAAUUUCACAGGGCCGCUUCUCUUCAAAAAGGAAGAUGCUCCUGUUUAUGGGCCUGGCUUUCGUGUCGUCGUGGCGGGCUGUGCUUCCGCUGUCGUCCUGAUUAUAGUCUACCGCUUCGUGUGCAUGUGGGAGAACAAAAGAAGAGAUCAUAGUGGGACUGUGGAGGCCUUUGAUAACGCCUACAAUGACGAUUUGACGGACAGAAUGAACAAGCAAUUCAGAUACAUUUUAUGA